AUGGACAACGCCCCUUCACACAUUGUUGCUGACCUGAAACUCACCAACAUCACGGUCCAGGUUCUUCCGCCUAAUACGACUUCAAAGGUCCAACCCAUGGAUGCUGGGAUUAUUGCCGCAUUCACGAGGCACUACCGCCGGCUGCAUCUGCAGAAUGCCUUGGACCGUGAAGAGCGCGGAGAAACCAACCUUUACAAGGUUGAUCAGCUCACGGCCAUGCGUUGGUCGCUGGCUGCGUGGAGCGAGAUUUCCAGUGCCACAAUCGCCAACUGCUUCCGUCAUACGGGACUCAUGGACGGUCCGGCUCUGCCGACUGGUGGGGGUGAAAACGAAGCCGGCACUGUUGGCCAGCAGGCCCAGCAGGAGGCAGCAGCUGCUGCAGUAGAGGAGCAGCGCGUGGAACAGGAUCUUGUUUCGGCGCUGGAAAGGCUCCCGCUCCGCAAUCCCAUGUCGAUCGCUUCUCUUCUCAAUCCGGCUGAGGAGGAGGAGACGGCACAUGCGGAGCUGACCGAUGCCGAAAUCAUCAAGCUUGUUGAGGAUCCGUAUGGGGAGGAGGAAGGUGCUGCUGAGGCGGAGGAGGAGGUGGAAAAGCAUUCGAAGGCUGAAAAGCUUGCCAGCCUUAGUCUAUCCAUCGCCCUUCUCGACCUUUCUCAGGAUUCCCAUCGUAUAGCUCACCGGACCCUUCGCCAAGUCCAAGCUGAUCUCCGUAGUGCGAGCACCACUCAGGCCAAACUUGAUUCCUGGCUGAAGUAG
Molecule: messenger RNA, 753 nt
Organism: Peronospora matthiolae
Lineage: Eukaryota; Oomycota; Peronosporomycetes; Peronosporales; Peronosporaceae
Source: the annotation of a GenBank genome assembly